Molecule: messenger RNA, 2080 nt
Organism: Drosophila guanche
Lineage: Eukaryota; Metazoa; Arthropoda; Insecta; Diptera; Drosophilidae
Product: zinc finger and BTB domain-containing protein 17
Exons: 3
Coding region: 51-1952 (633 amino acids)
Biological process (GO): regulation of DNA-templated transcription
Cellular component (GO): nucleus
Molecular function (GO): DNA-binding transcription factor activity, RNA polymerase II-specific; zinc ion binding; RNA polymerase II cis-regulatory region sequence-specific DNA binding
Source: RefSeq, a predicted model, not a curated record
GUCCCCACUGGUUACAAUUUCCAAAUUGUUGUUAAUUUUUGUUGUUUACGAUGCCACAGGCGGAGUUGUCUUAUCCCGACUUGAAGACCUUGUGCCGCCUGUGUCUAAAGGAGCAUCUAGAUGCCUACACCAUCUUCAGCGAUGAUGCCACGGAGCUCUCCAUCCCGAUGCGACUGAUGGCCUGUGUCUCACUGGAUCCAAAGCCAUCAGAUCCAUUUCCCAAAAAGAUAUGCGACGAGUGCCGCUACCAACUGGAGAAGUCCUUCCUGUUUCGCCAACGCAGCCAGGCGGUAGAGAAGAAACUGCGAAAACACAUUCGCCUGCUUGGCAUGGGCAAGAAAAGCCGCGUCUUUUCAAAGGAGCCGGAUGACUACGACGAGGAUGAGCUGGAGUUUGAGGAGUCGCUGGCAUUCAUAGCCCAUCAAGACCAGAAACGCGAGGCACUGGCAGAGAAAUGGCGUGAAAAGUUUAAGGAGGAACAGGAGGUGGAGUUCGCCAAGCGUUUGCAGUCAUCGCGCUUGGUGCUGCGCCAAGAAGUGGCUGCUGAUGUGCGAAAGGAGUUGGCGGACGAAGUGCGAAAGGAUGUGCGUGAGGAGCUUCGCAACGAGGUGAACGAAGAGAUUCGCAAGGAGCAACUGGCCAAACUCGUGGGCGAACUAGAAGUCUUUCUAGUUGAAAAGAAAGCCGGCUCGUGGGAGCCGAUGGAACCAGAAACAAAGCUCGUAGACCAAGAGACCGUUCCAGAUUCGCCUCCAGCCGCACUUCCCAAUCAUCCAAUUAAACGCUGUCUCAGUUCUGCCUCAAAGCACCCGCCAGCACAAUGCCUGAAAGCUGAAGAGGUCGAGUUCGUGCUUGGCGGCGAUCCAGAGACUUCAGCCGCCGAUGAGGUUGAGAUGGACCCCAUCGACAUAGAUGAAGACGCCCCAAUAGAUGCCACCACUCACGAGUUUACUGACAUUAAGAUGGUCGAUGUCGAUGCUGGAGAUGUGGUGAGGACUGAGGAUGGAGAAAUUUACAUUAUCAAUUCGACCACUGCAGUGGAGCCCAAGCACGACAGCCCCCCGCCAGAGUUUCAACAGGACAGUGACAUCACGUCUUACAACAUUAAGGACGACGGAGAGAUUCAGUUCAGCGGAGAGAAAUCGGAGGAAAUGGGCGAUGUUGUUGUAUUUAACUUAGACGGCGACAUAUCUGAGGAGCAGCAGGUCUACAAUUUUGAGCAGAACGUAAUCAUUGUGCCCAAAGAGAAAUCACUCAAACGUGACACCCGCCAGCCAAGCAAAAGGAAGCGAUCGAGCGAGUUCGUGUCGAAGCAGUCGCCUCGUGAGCCCCAGCCAAAGGCCUGUCGAGUUACCGAUACGGUGAAGACGUUUCAAUGCCAAAUGUGUCCGACGGCCUUCCCCACAGAGAAACUGCUGACGCGCCACCACAAUGGCCACAUAAAGAACCUGAAGAACGGCAAGGGCGGCACGUUGCAGUGCCCCAUUUGUGAGCUGCAACUGUCCUGCGCCAGUUCCCUCAAGCGCCAUAUGAUUAUCCACACCGGUCUCAAGCCCUACAAAUGUGAGGAGUGUGAUGUGUCCUUUUCGCAGCGAGAAGUCCUCAAGCGCCACAUGGACAUCCACACUGGGACAAAGCGUCACAAGUGUUCGCAGUGCCAGAGUUGCUUUGCCCAAAAGUCCAACCUGCAGCAACACAUUGCGCGGGUGCAUAUGGGAAACUCACGAACGCACAAGUGCCAUCUGUGCGAGAGAAGCUUCAAUCAUGUGUCGGGCCUCAGUCGCCAUCUCGUUGCCCAUAAUGGCGUAAUGUUCUCCUGCACAGAGUGUGGGCGACAGUUCAAUGAUCGCAGCGCCGUUCAGCGACAUCUCCAGACUGUCCACAAGAUCAAAAACAAAAGAGUGGACUAUACUUCCGAACAAGAGCCAGAGUUUGAGUUCCAAGCGAUUUAGUUUUAAUUAGCUGCAAUAUACAAGAAUUUCAAACUAGUACUUAGUGUCCGCUGAGCCAGAGGAGAAACAGCAAUGACAAUUUUUAAUUAAUUUAAUUCGAAUAAGUUACAAUUUUAUUCUGAAACUAG